Molecule: messenger RNA, 1959 nt
Organism: Leptosomus discolor (cuckoo roller)
Lineage: Eukaryota; Metazoa; Chordata; Aves; Leptosomiformes; Leptosomidae
Source: RefSeq, a predicted model, not a curated record
UUAAAUUCGUUUUCUCAUGCUCUUUUUGUGUUGCAGGUUGAAAAUGUGAAAUUACUAGACCGCUAUACAAAUAGGAAGGCAGCAAACGGGACGUUAUACCUGACAGCGACCCACCUUAUCUAUGUAGAUGCUUCUGCUGAAGUCAGAAAAGAAACAUGGAUUCUGCAUCACCACAUUGCAACUGUGGAAAAACUGCCCCUGACCACGGCUGGGUACCCCCUCCUCCUUCACUGCAAGAACUUCCACGUGGCCCACUUUGUCAUCGGGCAGGAACGUGACUGUCACGACGUGUAUACCUCGUUGCUUAAGCUUUCCCAACCAGUGAAAACUGAAGAACUUUACGCUUUCUCUUACAAUCCUAAAAUGUCUAAAGAAAACCGGGAGAUUGGAUGGAAGCUGAUUGAUUUAAAAGUAGAUUACCAGCGUAUGGGAAUUCCGAAUGACUAUUGGGAAAUAACGGAUGUUAAUAAGGACUAUGAGGUUUGCAACACAUAUCCUCCAGAAAUAGUGGUGCCUAGAGCUGCUAAUAAGGCAGUGGUGAUCGGAAGUUCAAGGUUCAGAAGCAGAGGGCGGAUUCCGGUGCUUUCUUACCUAUAUAAAGAAAACAAUGCUGCCAUAUGUCGUUGUAGCCAGCCUCUGUCCGGGUUCAGUGCGCGCUGCCUGGAGGAUGAACAAAUGCUGCAGGUGAUCAGAGAAGCCAACCCUGGGAGCCCCUUCAUGUAUGUUGUAGACACAAGGCCAAAGUUAAAUGCCAUGGCCAACCGAGCUGCGGGGAAGGGUUAUGAGAAUGAAGAUAAUUACGAUAACAUUCGCUUCAAGUUCAUCGGCAUAGAGAACAUCCAUGUGAUGCGGAACAGCUUGCAGAAACUCCUGGAAGUGUGUGAAAUGAAGUCCCCCUCAAUGAGCGAUUUCCUCACUGGGCUGGAGAACUCAGGCUGGUUACGGCACAUUAAGGCUGUGAUGGAUGCAGGUGUCUUUCUUGCCAAGGCUGUGAGAGAUGAAAGGGCUAGCGUGUUAGUCCACUGCUCUGACGGCUGGGAUCGCACAGCCCAGGUCUGCUCCCUGGCCAGCCUCCUCCUAGAUCCCUUUUAUAGGACUUUUAAAGGCUUCAUGGUUCUGAUAGAGAAGGAGUGGAUCGCGAUGGGCCACAAGUUCUCGCACCGGUGUGGCCAUUUGGAUGGUGACCCCAAAGAAGUGUCCCCUGUCUUCACUCAGUUCGUUGAGUGUAUCUGGCAGCUGAUGCAGCAGUUCCCCUGCGCUUUUGAGUUUAACGAGCGUUUCCUGCUGGAAAUCCAUGACCAUGUUUACUCCUGCCAGUUCGGCAACUUCCUUGGGACCUGUCAUAAGGAGCGUGAGGACCUGAAAAUCUUUGAGAAGACCCAUUCUCUGUGGCCUUUCCUCUUGCAGAAGAAGCAGGAAUUCAGAAAUCCUUUGUACAGAGGCUUUACAGCUUACAAAGAGCUUCAACCAAACACCCUACCUUUCAGUUUCCAGUUUUGGUGUGGGAUGUAUAAUCGCUUUGACAAAGGAAUGCAUCCAAAACAGCGUGUGCUGGAUCAUCUGCUCAGCUGCAUGAGCCAAAAGAUGAAACUGGAGGACAAUGCAUCAGAAUUGGAAAAUAAACUUCCUUUCUUCGAUGGUCCUUUGCCCAGUGAAGCUUGCUCCUCAUCUAAAGCAGGACGUGCUGCUUCAAAAACACCGAUGCUCAACACUCCUCAGGAUUACGAAGGGGACCCCGCUCCUGGCUUGAGCAACGGCGCCUCGGCAGGGGAUACAGAGGCGAUGUCAGGUGGGGACCACCAGCCCAAAGAGAACCUGUCUCGCCACCAGGACCUCCGUCGCCUCCGCGACGCCAUUGACACUUUAGCCUCCGCGGCGAAGGCUGGGGAGCCGCAGCACCACUGCUCAGCUCCGAGAACUGUGUCCCAGGACCCAGGCGCUCGUGGGGGUGAGGCGUGA